AUGCCCCAGUUGAUUCACAAGGAUGCCAGAAGACAGCUGAUGAGAGCCAGUCACCAGAGGUGAGAGAAGAUGAAAUUGGCAGUCCAGUGGGGUGGGGUAAGGGAAGAUCCGACACAGUGGUCUCCUCGGAGACAACUAAGCUGAUUCAUGAGAAGUAGAAACGUUUUGGGUAAAAAUUCUGCACAGCCCCAUACUGUUGUAAAACAAAUCUGUUUUCCUAAUGGCAAUGUAUUGUUUUUGUCAUUGUUUUCUCUAUCCAAGAACUGAAUGCAUGAUGUAGAAUGGGGCUGUGUAGAAAUUUUACCACUUUUUGCUUGGUCAGUGUCAACACAUUCAUUUACCCUCAGCAAUUGAUUGCAUCCCACUUUUCAUUUGAGUUAUAAGAUAAAUUAUGACAAAUAGUUCAACAGCUAUAUGUUUAACCCUUUACACCCCAACAUUAUAGUAUGCAUAGUCUCCAUACUGUUCUCCCCACAUAUCCUAAGGUAACGACAAUGAGAAUUUGUGUACCAAUCAGGAGCUUCUUUGCUUGGUGAUCGUUUCCUUUUUUCUCAAGGGUUCAAGGGUUAUAGAGUAAUGAGAAAUUAGAUGUUAGUCACUCUUAAGGGUUAAGGUGGGUGAGGAUCAGUUUGCAGAGUAUAGCAGUGCAUGCGCAAGUUCCCUUUUAAAAGUCAAUUGCAUGCCAAAAUUGCUGCAUUGUGUCAAGAUCUGCCAUACUCUGCAGCCUGGGAUGAGGUUUAGGUCUCCUCAUAAGAACCUGGACAACUGGACCAGUCUUUUUUCAGAUAUCUUGCCUUACUGAUGUUUAUUUGUCAAAUUUUUUGUGAUGAUUUUGGUUUCUUUUUUUCUCACUUGCAACAAUAGAGAUCUUCAUGUAUGAGCUACUGGGAUAAAAGUUGUAAGGAUACACCCUCAUCCUGGCAACCAUUCUUAAAUUUCCCAUUUAACCCUUUAAACCCAAAGGAUGAGUAACAUCUAAUUUCUCCCUACAAUAUCACUCCUGAAUCACACAUUAAGGUCAUGAGAAUUAAGGAAAUGGUCAUCAGGAAAGAACCCUUUUGAUUGGCAAACAAAUUCUCCUUGUCAGCACCUUAGGAAAUGUAUAAAGAACAGUGUGGAGAAUAUACAUACUGAUGUUAGGGUGGAAAGGGUUAAAGAGUAGCCAGUCAGAAAUCUUACCUUGCAUAUAGGGUGGAAAUUUCCCUUCUAAUCAGCAGACAAAGUCUGCUGAUUAAGCUUGCCACAUCAUCAGACUCAACUGAAGAGUUUGUUCAGAAGAAAGAGGGUGCUUACAAAUAUUAGUUAAUAAUUCUACCACUGUCCUAUCACAAACAAUGAAAACUAAUUGACUAUGCCGCAUACUAUCUGAAAUUUACGAGGAGAAUUUGUUUGAUAAUCAGGAGCUUCUAGAAUUGGACAUCAUUUCCUUAAUUCUCAUGAUUCUAAAUAUUUGAUGCUAGGGUGAAACUGUUAGGAGAAAUUAGAAGCCCGUCACUCUUAGGGGAAAGAGGGUUAAGACAGUCCAGUAUCAAUGGUUCAUCUCUCCUCACUUUUGCUGACAGUCUGAUAUCAAGUACUUAUCUCCCUCAUGCUGUCAAGUCAAACAAAAGACCAAGUUACUUUUGCUGCAAUGAAAAAGUUAAAGGCUUAUGAGUUAAAAAUAGAGAACAUUCUUACAACAUCAACAAGCAAAAUUGGCCAGUGUAAAGGCUAAAAAGCUGACAUUUCGAGCAUUAGCCCUUCAUCAGAGCAAUUGGAGGACUUGUGGGUUGUGUGUGGGUUUAUACGCAGAAAGUGGAACUACACUAUUGUUCAUAGAAUUUCUAACAGACCAAGAUCGGUCAAAAAACGUACUAAACUGCCAGAGGAAACUAGAAUUGCUGUAGAAAGCUGGUGAAAAGUGAUUUUGAAUGAUGCCAAGUUACACAAAUUCUCUCCACCAGGUGUUUUGCUCCUUCCUUGCCAAAGCCUUUUCACUUACUGCCACAUUUUAGAGACCCAGCUAUUGUGCAAGUUCCAAACAACUUUUACAAAUAUUCUGAAAUGAACAGGCUUUUGUUCCUUCCUGACUUUCAAGGAGCAGAAUGCAAAAAGGAAAACUUUAAGGACUUUCAGACCUAGGUUCAAGAUUCUCUAGAUGCAUAGCAAACCUUGACUAUCAUAUGCUGUUUACCCAUAACCCACAGUUAAAUAAUUAGAGUGUAUGGUUUCAGAGACUAAAUGAGUGAAUUCUUUUUCUGUUUUGCAGAGAGGAGUGGGAUGAACUGAAUGUAUUGUUGGUUGGAUUUGCUCAACAGACAUGUGUUCCUGUAACUCCAAUGUGCGAGUUCUGUCUUAACUCCAAGAUCUGUCCUGAAGGUCGAAGAAGGAGCAGAGGAAAAGCUGAGGAGGAAACUAAGAAAAAACUUUCACCCAGAAAGGAUAGAAAGGACACUAAGACUUAA
Messenger RNA from Pocillopora meandrina, 2444 nucleotides. The record is from the annotation of a GenBank genome assembly. Lineage: Eukaryota; Metazoa; Cnidaria; Anthozoa; Scleractinia; Pocilloporidae.